AUGCAGGCUGAAGGGGAAAGGAAGAAAGAUGGAGCAGAGAUCCAAGUAGACUGCUUGUACACCUGUGGAAGCCACAGGAGCAGAAAUAAGGAAAGCCAGAGGCCAGGGACGCUGGUAUCAGUUUUUGAUUCCUCAACACAUCAAGAAGAAAACUGGUGGAUAACACUCAGGAAUGAUGUCUUUUGCCACAAUAUAAUUAGUAUUUCCAGUGUGAAAAGCAGCAGGUCAAAUGGUGUUUGUGCUUUCCUGUAUAGUUUAAUGGUGCUCAUAAUUUUGACCACACUCAUUGACAAUCUGAUAGUUAUUAUUUCCAUAUAGCACUUCAAGCAACUUCAUACCCCAACUAAUUGACUCCUUCACAUGGCCACCGUAGACUUUCUGAUGGGGUGCCUGGUCAUGCCUUAGAGCAUGGUCAAAUCUGUUGAGCAUGGCUGGCACUUUGGAGAAGUCUGUAAAAUUCACACCAGCACUGACAUUAUGCUGAGCUCAGCAUCCAUUUUCCACUUGUCCUUCAUUUUCAUUGACCGCUACAAUGCUGUGUGUGAUCCAUUGAGAUACAAAGCCAAGAUGAGUAUCUUGGUUAUUUUUGUGAUGAUCUUGGUUAGUUGGAGUGUCCCUGCUCUUUUUGCACUUGGAAUGAUUUCUGAGCUAAAUUUCAAAAGAGCUGAAGAGACGUAUUACAAAUACAUUCACUGCAUAGGAGGUUGCUCUGUCUUCUUCAGCAAAACAUCUGGGGUACUGGCCUUUAUGACUUCUUUCUAUAUACCUGAAUCUAUUAUGUUGUGUAUUUAUUCCAGAAUAUAUUUCAUAGCUCAAGGACAAGCAAGGUCAAUUAAUGAUGCAAAUCAGACACUUCAAAUUGGACUGAAAGAGAAAAAUGGAAUGUUACAAAGCAAAGAAAGGAAAGCUGCAAAGACUUUAGGGAUUAUGAUGGGAAUCUUCCUAAAUUGCUAGUGUCCUUUCUUUGUCUGCAUGGUCAUGGAUCCUUUCCUGGACUACAGUAUUCCACCCACUUGGAAUGAUGCAUUGGUUUGGUUUGGCUAUUUGAACUCUACUUUUAAUCCAAUGAUUUAUCCAUUUUUCUAUCCCUGGUUCAGAAAAGCACUGAAGAUAACUCUAUUUGGUAAAAUUUUCCAAAAAGAUUCCUGUAGGCACAAACUAUUCUUAGAAUCACAUUCAUAGAAUUAUUAUAUCUACUGUUUACUGUUUUGCAAAACAACUGGUGAUUGUAUUUAUGAACACAACAUGAUUAACUACAUGCACCAAUUGUGGGUCUUUUAUCAGUCAUUGGAGCCAAAGAAUGUAUAGUGAGAUAUAAUUCUUACAUUUUGCUUCCUAUUCGAGACAUAGUAAUGUGAUCUUUGCCAUUCUUACUAUACACACUGAAGCUUUGUAAGCCCAAAAUUUAAGGCUCUACAAUGAACAUGAAUUUUCCAGGCCUUACAUGAACUGCCACGAAAUUGACAGUGGUACCUUAGUUGUUCAGGGGCUGCAUUUGGGAAUGCAAGU
This is a messenger RNA of Nyctereutes procyonoides (raccoon dog), 1509 nucleotides long. It is a transcript of the gene TAAR1, whose product is annotated as trace amine associated receptor 1. Gene Ontology annotation, molecular function: trace-amine receptor activity. The record is from RefSeq and is a predicted model, not a curated record. Gene Ontology annotation, biological process: G protein-coupled receptor signaling pathway. Gene Ontology annotation, cellular component: membrane. NCBI's taxonomy places the organism in Eukaryota, Metazoa, Chordata, Mammalia, Carnivora, Canidae.